GAUGUAAUAGUUUAUUUUUUUUAAAUGUAAAAAUGGAUGAAAAACUGAAGGAAUUCUCAAAAAUAAAAGCCCUGGUCAGAGAUGAGACAUGGACGUUAAAAGAUUUGACAUAAAUGUGAAACAUUUUUAAUUUCAUUCAGAAAAAUGUGCUGCUCAAAGGCCUUUAGUCAAACCACGUGAUUGUGGGUAAAUACUUUGCUGGAUUCUCAUUUCAGCAUCCAACCCUGAGCUUUCAGGGCGACGGAGACCAAUCUCCGCCUGGGGAACGGGGCUGCGGGUCCCGGCUCCUCUCCGCUCCUCCUCGCGUGUUACAAACAAAGGCACCGCCUGUUCCUCCUCACUUUCACGCGCCCAGCUGCAGAUACAUUUUCACAUCAUCUGAUCUGAUCGAUACGAUCGAUAAAGCCGCAGCCGAUCACUUUCAUCUGACUGUCCCCUGAGUGCAUAGCUCUGCCUCACUGACACACACACACCUACACACACACAGAGACAGAAGCGCGCGCGCCGCGGCAUUACCGGGUUGUACUUGUGAAACUACGCGCGGAGGAUCGAUGCUUUUCUCUCUGAUCGAUCAGCGGAGUGUGAUCAGUUGGAGCUCUGCGGGGUCAGUGCGCUCAUUCCGCGGCUGAACACACCAGCGAGGUCCGGUUUCGGAGAGCGAAGGUCCCGGAUCAGCGGAACGACUGGAGGAGGCGGCGCUGCCCUCCGCGCUCGGGACAGCACCGACUCUCCCCCUCUCCUCUCCCGCGCCCCUUCCGGGGAUAAAUGAACUGAAAGCCGCCGUCAGCCCAGAGGCGAGGCGGCCGUCCGGCAGCUGAGGGAGCCAGUUCCGCGUGACUCUCCGCUUCCUCGGGUCGCUCUUCCCCGGACUCCGCUGACACCUUCGCCGCCGCGCCGCGCCCUCCGUCCCGAGCACCGGGGACCUCUAGCACCGCAAGCCGGCCACAGCGCACCGCAGGGCCGACGGACAUGUUGCUGCGGGCCGCUUGGGCUCGCGGCUCCCCGGCGCUUUAACAUCAUGCAUUUUGGGAACACCGCGGACCUUCCCCCCGUCCACCAGCACCGGCCGGUCCCGCCUCAGCCCACCGCCGCGGCGCCACGCCGGACUCUGUGAUUUCUUCUUCUGCUGCUUUUCCAACGAAACUCGUCCCGGAGAUGUGGAUCUGGUCUGGGCUGAAAGUUGUGCGCUCCCCGACGGAGGGCCUCCACAGGUCCGGUCGGUCCGUGUAACCCGAAGCGGGGUCGAAGUUCAGCGCUGCUCGGAAAUGUGAACGCGAAGGGGGCGAAAGGAGGGCUCCUUUACCCCUCUCUCCUUUUUCUGUUCUUUCCUUUUCUCACACAUACAGCGCACGCACGCACGCGCGCGCACUCCCGGUGGCUGGAGUCCGUCACCCCCCACCCCCCCACCCCACAUAAACAUACACGCACCUUCCAGAUCUAAGAUUAGAUCCGACAGAUAUGUAUUCUCCGCUAUGCCUCACACAGGAUGAAUUCCAUCCGUUUAUUGAAGCCCUUCUGCCCCACGUCCGGGCCUUCGCCUACACCUGGUUCAACCUGCAGGCCCGCAAGAGGAAGUACUUCAAGAAGCACGAGAAGCGCAUGUCCAAGGAGGAGGAGCGCGCCGUGAAGGACGAGCUGCUCAGCGAGAAGCCAGAGGUCAAGCAGAAGUGGGCGUCCCGCCUCCUGGCCAAACUGCGCAAGGACAUCCGGCCCGAGUUCAGGGAGGACUUUGUGCUGACGGUGACGGGGAAGAAGCCGCCGUGCUGCGUGCUGUCCAACCCCGACCAAAAGGGCAAGAUGAGGAGGAUCGACUGCCUGCGGCAGGCGGACAAAGUGUGGAGGCUGGACCUGGUCAUGGUGAUUUUAUUCAAAGGGAUUCCCCUGGAGAGCACGGACGGGGAGAGGCUGGUCAAGUCCCCGCAGUGUUCCAACCCCAGCCUGUGCGUGCAGCCGCACCACAUCGGAGUCUCAGUCAAGGAGCUGGACCUCUACCUGGCCUACUUCGUGCACUCAGAAUCCGGUCAACCAGAAAGCCCAAACCAAGCCAGCGAAUCAGACAUCAAGGAGCAGCCAGAGAAUGGUCACCUGGGCUUUCAGGACAGCUUCGUCACCCCUGGAGUGUUCACCGUGGCUGAGCUCGUGCGAGUCUCUCAGACACCCAUCGCAGCCGGGACCGGACCAAACUUCUCUCUGGCCGAUCUGGACAGCUCCUCCUACUACAGCAUGAGUCCAGGGGCCAUGAGGAGACCGCUACCCAGCACCUCCUCCUCCAGCUCUGCCAAGAGGAUAAAGUGCAUGGAGGAGGAUGUGGACAGUCCUGGCGAGGAGUCCUACUACCCCAGCCAAGGUCGCUCCCCAGGUAGCGGCAGUCAGGCCAGCAGCUGGCACGACGUGGAGCCAGCUGGAUAUAAGCUGCGUGGCUCUCUAGCUAGCUCGUUCAUCUCUCGACAAGGGAUGCCGUCUCCCCCCAGUACUCUAAAGACUUCUGGGAGAUCUGGUUUCUGCGGCCCCGCCCCGUCACCAAGCGGCACCUCAUCCUCUUCCUCCUCCUGCUCUUCCUCCCCUCGAAUGGCUUUCACACACCAGCGGCCUGUCAUUGCUGGGCCUCGAGCGAGCCCUCACGCGCCCCCCUCCAGCCUCCACUUUUCUUCCUCCCCCAUUCUGCAACAGCCGGGCUCCUAUUUCUCCCACCCAGCCAUCAGGUAUCACCCACAGGAGACGCUCAAGGAGUUCGUCCAGCUGGUCUGCCCUGACUCCGCCCAGCAGGCCGGACAGGUGGGCUUCCUCAAUCCUAAUGGUAGCUCACAGGGGAAAGUCCAUAACCCCUUCCUGCCGACGCCCAUGCUGCCUCCUCCUCCGCCACCCCCGAUGGCUCGUCCUGUCCCGCUGCCUGUUGAUGCCAAGCCACCUUCCACUUCUUCCACUGAGGGUGGAGGCAACUCCCCCACCUCCCCCACUUACUCCACCCCUACCACGUCUCCAGCUCAGCGGUUCGUCAGCGUCGGGCCUCGGGACCCCGGCUUUAACAUCCCUCAACAACCACAGUGGUACCUGGGAUAAGGACCCUUGAUGUGCCCCCACCUGCCUGUGCAACAUGCUGCUGCAGUCUCCUUCUCCACCUCUGACCUUCGAUGCCAGCUGUGACUGAAAAGCCCCGCCUCACCCGUCUGUACCUGCCCCUACCCCAGCGCCAGACUGCAGCAUCAGCAUGGCUACAGCGGCUCCCGGGCCCCCCCCCCCCCCCUCGCUGUUCCGCCUCCAUCCUAAUGAGUCUGUCCCAGACGUCCCUACAGACAUACGGAUCCCGUGUCAGUGUAGUGACAGACCCAGAACCCAGCCCAGAACCCCCACCAACCAGACCACAGACCCCCCCACACACACACACAUGAACCCUUAUUACACUGGAUCAGCAGCUUCUGGUAACAGACCAGUGCGUCAUGGGAGGGGCUGAGCACCCCCAGCCUGCUUUAACAGGAUGAACAUAUUCACCGGUGGAGUAUUACAGUUCAGAGGGAUUAAUUUAUUUUACUGAAGUGGGGGGGUGAAAAAGCGUUGCAGCUGGACAGUGGUUGAAAUGAGGUUCAUUGCUUUUUCCUCUCUGUCACCAUUUCAGUGACCCCCCCCCUCCCCCCAUCUUCCUCUGUCCAUCCUCCAGUGCACCACUCAGCGUGGGGUGGGGCGGGCGGGGCGGGGCGGGUUCUCUGGGGGUCAGCAGCAAAGCAGGCAAGAGAAGACGAACAACUUGACUGGAAGAAUAUGGAUCAUGAGGAAAGUGCAAUUCUGUGGGGGGAGGGGGGUGUUUGUGCGAACGCGCGCUGUUGAAAAGUAAAUCCACAAAAAGGUUUCUUCCAAGUCCGCUCACACCUCUGGGACUCUAAAAUACUGGGGUACAAAAGACAUCAACUGCAUUGUGGGAAAAACCAGGAUCUGUACUCACUUUUGUUGUUUUUUUGUUGUUGUUGUUUGUUCAUCUUGUAAAGCUGUUAGUUUGAUAGAAGAAUCCCUUUAAUAUCAUUUUAAACAAUUGUUGUUGUUUUUUAAAGCAGCCAAAAGUUUUUAUUUAGUUGUAAACAAAAAAAGACGCAAAGCGAUUAAUUUAUUUUACCAAGCACUUCCUGUUUGUUCUAAAACUGUUUUUUAGUUUCCCGCUGGACAGAUAAUCCGCCCGGAAACAGGCUGCCGUUUGAUUGGUCUGAUCUCCUUGAAGCCCCUCCAAUCCCAGCAUUUCCUGUUUGCAUUUUGCCAAUGGGAGUGAAGUCAGGGGGUGUGGCUUCGUAAAGAAGAGGCAGAAUAAACUUGAGCACCUCCGAUGGAAGUUUAUGAUUCUCCGAGAUAUUCAGAAAAACCGCAAUCCUCCGACGAAAAGGAGUGGAAGAAAAUACCUGCAUGUUCUAGUGGUAGUGACAGUUUGACAUAGAUGAUGUAGUUAGCCACUAAAUAUGAAAACCCAAAAUCAGGCCCCCCCACCCAACCCCCCCAGCAGCAUCCCAGUUUCUCCAUCACUCCUCAGCCUCUCCUCCAACACAUCCCCACUCUUCAUCUGUGUGACAUCUAGAUAUAAAGUCAGACCCCCCCGCCCCCCCUUCAGGGAACUGCCCCAACCCUAGAGGCUACUCAAGCCCCCCCUCCUACAAAGGGGGAGGACUUUGAAAUGUUGCUUCUUUAGCUCCCUUUUGUUCCACAGCUGAGUUUGUGGAGCAGGGAUCUCACCGGUUCAGACCCUGGGUGCUCAGCAGCCCCACCCACCCACCCACCCACCCCCACCCUGCCAUCUUCAGGCCAUUAGAGCUGGGGGGGGGGGGGGGGGUCACAGGUACAUUUCUAGACAAUCCUUUCCUGACGUCUAUGGUUUGGAUCCACUGAUGGUCCAAAACCAGAGCUGUGACUGAAACGAGCCUCCUCUCUGCUGAGUAAGUCCCUCCUCCUCUUCCUCAUGUCCUUCCUCACAUCUGAUUGGUGACUUUUUUUUUUUGUUUUUUUCGUCAUCUGCUGCUGUGACUUUCAAACUGCAGGAAGUUGUCUUCAGGUCUUCCUGUUGUCGCUUCCGUAACGAUCUUUUCCUAGUCAGGAGGAUCCCAAAUAUGCAAAAGCCCGCUUGCACUCCUCCAUUUUCCAUUUCCUUUUCUCAGCAGAAGCUGAAGUGCAUGUUACACCGUGCACAUUGGUACCAUGCACUUUACUGUCGUGCACGUUGAUGCUGUGCACGUUACUGCUGUGCACAUGACUGCCGUCCACACCUAGCUUUGGCCGUUCCUCUGCGAACAGCUGCAAAGAAUUUCCUACAUUUUGUGAGGACGUGAUGGCGGCGGCGUGGUGCGGUGCCGGUUUACCACUCCCAUCUCCCCUUGUCUGCCCCUUCCUCCCUGCCCCCCCCCAGCCAUGAUUUGGGCAUUAAUAUUCUGCACUAAAUGUGAAUUCAACAGGUUUAAACUGCAGCUUCCAGGGCUCAAAACAAUGAAGGGAAUUUUAAAAAGUUGCACGGACAAUUUUGUCAUAAAAUAAAUUGAAAGAAAAAAAAACUUGUGAAACAGCCGAGCACCUAAUCACCGCCUCGAGCCUGUGAGCAAAAACUCCAGAGAGAUGCACCGUUUUUAAGGAAACAAAAUAGUCUGAAAGCAAUAUUUGUGCUGCGAGUUUAGUUCCUGUGAGCUUCAGUUUGAGCGGCCCGGCCUCCGCUCCUCUGUGUUGUAUAGUUUUAUUGAUUACACUGAUUUUAAAGCUGCCCUAUUUUAUAAUGCAGGAAUUUUGUAACUAUGAUGAAAUGAGGAAAAAACCUGUGUUGUGAACUUUCUGAUUUUUAGAGCCUGGUCUGCUUUGUUUUCUUGGAACUGGAUUUAAGUUGAAAACUUUCCUGUUUCCUGGUUUUUCUUUCCUUUUCUAUGUAUUUAUGGACUUUUCCUCUGUUGGUGAUUUGAGCGUAUUCCUGCCUCCGUACAGUAGAGGGCGCUGUGGUGAGAGAUCGCUGUAAUUGUCUCAGUUUGCUGUUUGUUCCUGAAGGUUUGGAUGAACCUCGUGUCCUUUAGGAAGCUCUGGUUUUUCUCCAGCAGCUCGGCAGCGGCGGUGGCGCCUCCUGCAGGCUCCGACUAGAAAAGCAUUCUGGCAUCAUCUUUUGUGUUCACCAUUCCAUGCAGGAAAUAAACGGCUUAAUUAUGCAACAUGA
Messenger RNA from Oryzias latipes (Japanese medaka), 6160 nucleotides. It is a transcript of the gene nfia, whose product is annotated as nuclear factor I/A. Lineage: Eukaryota; Metazoa; Chordata; Actinopteri; Beloniformes; Adrianichthyidae. Gene Ontology annotation, biological process: regulation of transcription by RNA polymerase II. Gene Ontology annotation, molecular function: RNA polymerase II cis-regulatory region sequence-specific DNA binding; DNA-binding transcription factor activity, RNA polymerase II-specific. The record is from RefSeq and is a predicted model, not a curated record. Gene Ontology annotation, cellular component: nucleus.